UGAAAGGAAUCGCACACGGGGAGACUUCAGAGCUGUAAAUGCAUUUAUAUAAAUGAAGCGAGAUUUUGCAAUCAUUCCAACUUGAAUUCUAGCCGCGUUUCUGUUACGGGCACGGUCCUCGGUGAUUUGCGCGCGACAAGUGACAGUUCGAUAACCAUAGAGCGUAAACAAAUCGUAAAUAAUAAAAAACAAAAUGGCUGUUACAAGUGCACGGAACAAUGUGAAUUUAAAAGAAAAGGGCCACUUCGAGCAAGAAAAUGAAAGAGUUAUCGAAAAAUACACGUUGGCGGAUAAGCUCCCUGCUCAACUUGAAGAGCUGAACCUCAGACCACGGACGAAGUCGAAGCAUUCCUACACAAUUCGACGGCUUUCCAUAAAGGACAAGGAACCUGUCAUCGAAUUUCUGCGAAGAUUCUUCUUCCGUGACGAGCCGUUGAACUUCACUAUAAAUCUUCUGGAUUCCCCGGAAGGCAGGUGCUAUGAGCUCGAAGAGUACGCAGCCAGCACUCUUGAGGAUGGAGUCUCAACGGCUGUUGUUGAUGAAAACGGAGAAUUUGUUGGUGUGGUCAUCAACGGAGUUGUCAGCCGAGAAGAGGUAGACUACACUGAUAAAUCGGAAGAAUGCCCCCAUCCCAAGUUCAAACGGAUUCUUAAACUGCUGAGCCAUUUGGACCGUGAAGCCAGGAUCUGGGACAAGCUGCCUGCAAGCUGCAAGAAGGUUAUGGAGGUCAGAAUUGCGUCCACUCACACCAGCUGGAGAGGCCGAGGACUCAUGAGAGUGCUGUGCGAGGAAUCCGAGCGUAUAGCUCGCGAAGUUGGCGCUGGUGCAAUGCGUAUGGACACCACUUCUGCCUUCUCGGCAGCUGCUGCAGAGCGUCUCAACUACAAGAAGGUCUACGGCCUCUUCUACUCCGAGAUUCCUUACGCACCUCACCCUGACCCACCGCAUCUAGAAGCUAGAGUUUAUCUCAAAGAAUUGUAAAUAAGGAACCGAUGUUGCCCUCGAUAAAUAAGCUUUAUAUGUUAUUUUCAAUGAUCGGAUUCUGUAGCUUUAAGUCUCUUUUUAAAUAUAUUUUACGAUUUCGUUUUAACAAUUCAAGUUUACACUUUGAAUAGGUCAAUUAAUUAUUGUGAUUUGUGAUCAAUUUUAGGGUAAAACAUGUUAACGUUGGUCGUUACACGGAAUGCUUUAAAUUUGGUAAAACAUUAUGGCAAUAUGAUAAUUAUUAACAUACAUUAACAAAUUUUAUUUUAUUAUUUAAAAAGUCAUAGGAUAUAUACGCAUAUUUAAAUUAAAUCAAAAAAUUUCAAAUGUUUUUCUUAAAAUGUUGUUUUUAAUCAAAUUAACAAUACUUGUGAUAUAUUUUGCUAAUAAGAUUAAUGUUUUUAAUAGCUUUAAUUUUACAAAUUUGUUGGUUACAACAGUAAUUGUUAGUAAGGCCGCAUAAUUUUCCUUGCUAAAAUGUGACGUUAUACAACUUUAUAGAAGCUGUGAAAAAAACAAAGAAAUAACUAUAUCAUAUAAAGGAUGAGGUUCAGAAGCGAGUUUAGGUUACGUCGAGUUCGAAGAAAUUGAUUACUUUUUGUGCCACUAGAUGGCGCUCUGAUAAGUUUAAACAAAACACUAUGUUAAUAUCGUAAGUAUUAGGUUAGAUGUUCCUUUAGACAAUUUUACCUAUUGAAUAUAUUUUAUACGUGUAAGAGUAAGCUUACAGAAGGAUUUUUCUAUUAACAUGCUUCAAAUGUUAUAUUAUUAUCUCGCAAAUAAAUGUGCUAGAAAAAAUCCCAAAUAUGAUACAAAAUAGAAGAAUUCUUCUGUAUUUUGUAGUUUUAAGUAUCUAAUUAUUAUAAUAAUACCUAUGUUAAUAUAAAUCGAUACCUAUAGUCAAAAGUAAUGUGAUCCACUUUAUUUUACAUUGUUAAGUACUAUCAAUUAUUAAUCUUGUAUCUGAUUAUUUCAAUAAAUCGUCGACUUUUAA
Leptidea sinapis is the source of this 1979-nucleotide messenger RNA. RefSeq names its product arylalkylamine N-acetyltransferase 1-like (gene Aanat). The coding region runs from base 194 to 982 and encodes 262 amino acids. NCBI's taxonomy places the organism in Eukaryota, Metazoa, Arthropoda, Insecta, Lepidoptera, Pieridae. Gene Ontology annotation, molecular function: N-acetyltransferase activity. The transcript has 6 exons. The record is from RefSeq and is a predicted model, not a curated record.